AUGGUACUUGGAACAACAGCGUCUGAUAGCAGAUCACGUGAAAGAAUAUCUCGGAAACCCCCACUUCCAAGAGCAGUCACCACUAUAGCGACAAAGGCUGGGAGGGCCAUUUCGACAACUCACAUCAAGCAGCAAGCGCCCAUUAAAGCACGUCCAGUCUCAAAGCCAAGUACUGCUGCUGUCACCCGAAGUACAACAAAGCCAAGGCUUCCACCGCGACUCAAGCCAGCAGGUCCCCAGGUCAAUGUCGACGCCCUCGUCAUAUCAGCCCAGCUCGUACCAUGGAUAUCAAUGCGUAUCGCUCUUGAGAGCCAGCUCAAGCCACUCGAAGCUGCAUUCGAGAAUGUGGUGCAACAAGAACGACAGCGGCUAGACAAGCUCGAGACUAGUAUCAGAGAGGCGCAACAAAGAUCUAAACUUCAGGGUCAGAUUGAGAUGCUCGAGGAUCUACACCAGAAUAAGCCAUUUGCGACGUUGCUCGUGCGAGUACUAUCCCAGAUCAGUUCUUUCGAAGCAACCGAGGGACCACAUUCAACGACCGACGUGAGCUCCAAACUACAGCUACUGCAAGAUCAAAUCCAAAGCAAUGACGAAGAGCUCGGUCAACUGGAGGCAGAUCUGGCAAGCCGAUUGAAUUCAGUCCACGAGCUACAAGGCUCCAUUCGCCAACUCAAGCACCAGCUAUCAACAGACUUUAAAGCGUACACUCGCUGGGACAGCAUGCUCAAUCAACUCGAGGCUCUUGUUGCCUCCCGCUUGCAAACCCUCGGCGAGCUUGCAAAAGCUAUACCAUUCGUCCGAAAGUUACAGCGCACGCGGAUAGAACUUGAAGUUCUUAGAAUAGGGACGGCUGGUUCGUAA
Serendipita indica DSM 11827 is the source of this 861-nucleotide messenger RNA. The record is from the annotation of a GenBank genome assembly. NCBI's taxonomy places the organism in Eukaryota, Fungi, Basidiomycota, Agaricomycetes, Sebacinales, Serendipitaceae.